Messenger RNA from Mercenaria mercenaria, 4100 nucleotides. RefSeq lists its product as uncharacterized. NCBI's taxonomy places the organism in Eukaryota, Metazoa, Mollusca, Bivalvia, Venerida, Veneridae. The record is from RefSeq and is a predicted model, not a curated record. Bases 183 to 4100 code for a protein of 1305 amino acids. The transcript has 9 exons.
AUAAUAUGCAUUGUUGUUUCCCAAACUAGAAGUUGAAAGCGGACAAGGUCUUGGGAACACUGAUUGGAGGGCAACCUGCGGUGCUUGAUUAUAAUAUCACAAAUACUGGAAAUGUUUCAACCUACAGCGCAUGGUAUGAUAGCGUUUACCUCAGUGAGGACUUUGUUGUUGAUGCGUUUGACAUGAAACUGAAAUCCAUUUUUCGUGAUUUUCUGUUAGAGCCUGACGAAACUGUCUCUCUUAACAUGACAUUCUUUCUCCCAAAGGACCUAGAAACAAAAAGCUAUUAUCUUGCCAUCGUAUGUGAUUCGAGAGAUGAUUUGUAUGAAGAAAAUGAGAAUGAUAAUGUUAAGAGAAUUGUGUUUGAUUUAACUGAAAGCGUUAGUACUGAUAUUGUUGUAAAGCAAGUUAAAUCUCCAAGUUUUGUGGAAUAUGGUAAUGAAAUAACAGUCACGUGGGACCUUAUCAAUAAUGGUACAAAUUCAGCGAGUGGAUAUAAAUGCGACUCUGUGUAUCUUUCGGAAGAUAGGAUGUGGGACAUUGAAGAUUCUCAAGUUGGAGAACCGUCCUGCCAGUCAUUUUCUUUGGCCGCAAACCAAACCGAUCAACUGCAUUUUUCAUUAAGAUAUAAAAUUCCUCACGUCACAGCAAGGUAUUACUCAACACUAGUUAAAAGCAGAACUAAUGUUAUAGAUAUACAUAUAGAUAAUAAUGUUGGCGUUUCCGAAAACAAAACUAGAGUAGCUUAUCAGUCUGUGACGACAGGAACGUCAACCAGCAUGAAAUUGCUUGCAGAUCAGUUUCUUUCUGUUCAAAUUAUCAACGUGUCAGCAGAUGAAACACUUAUUGUGAAUGUGACCUCAAAUAAAGUGAAUGCUUUUAACAAUAUCUUCUUAAAAUCCAGCAGCCCUGCAACUUUAUAUGAUUUUGAAAUAGCUUCCGAUAAUCCAAACUUACCGAAUCAAAUUGUAUCGGUACCAAAUACACUUAGUACGGACUACUAUAUUCUCGUAGAAAAUUCAGGAUUCCUAACACAGAAAGUAGAACAGAACGUAACAAUCUCCGUGAAAUAUGCUACAUUUGAAAUUAUAGAUGUAUUUCCAAAAUCAGCUAUUACAGGUGCACAAACAACUUUAUAUAUAAAAGGAACUUUAUUUCCAUAUGAUAUGCAGGCAAGACUAAAUAGCAGCAAUGACGUGUUCACGGCGAAAUCAAUUUAUGUAUUUUCAUCUACAGAGGCAUAUGUAUCAUUCGACAUACCUUUGAAUAUUCCUGAAUCAAAUUUCUCACUAUUUUUAUCCUCGACGUCGCUGAAUCAGACCAUUGUUUUCAACGAAGAAAUCAGCGUGGGAAGUGGAACUAACGGGUUUCUCUUUACAAAUGUUGAAACUACAGCGCGUAUAAGAACUGGUGAAACAGGAACAGUGAAACUUGAAAUACAGAAUCGCGGAGACUCUGAUCUUUUAGUGCCGAUAAUUAAAGUGGAAGCUUUGGGCGACGGAAGUCUAAGGCUGAUGGAUGAAACAUUUGAUGGGUUUUACAGGAAUCGAUUCUAUCUGUUUGGAUCCCCAGAACAAGGUCCAGCUGGACUACUGCGUCCAAAUGCACGAAGCUCACUAACUUUCAAGUCACAACAAAAGGAUUUGAUAUUUCAAAGAUCUGAAGUUAAAAAAAUGAAACUAAGUGUGUAUGAGAUUGUACAAAGUAUUGAUACUCCGAACCCUUUCCUUGAAAUGAAAGAGGACAUGCGACCAUCCCAUUACAACGCUGAACAAUGGAUGCCUGUUUGGAAUAAUUUUAUUACAAUGACAGGAAAUAAUACAUUGUCUCUCGCAAGUAAAAUGUCAGCAGUCUUAACUGAAAUGAGUUUAGCAGGACGAUAUGUUUGGAAAGUUGAUUCUAUAUUGAAGUACCUUGUUGACUUUGCUGACGCUCCAUAUGGUGGUCGGACACUGCAGAUUGAAACCGAUUUUGACGUUCAGUCAGAUGCAAAUGUUCGUUUGGUCAUAGAUCGCUUCUUGUCUGCAAGAAUAGGUUCCAGAAAACAACCUGGUUACAUCGGACCUGGAUGGAUUCUUCCCCUAUGGGAUACCAAGAUAAAAGCAAUUUAUGAGUCUGAACUCACAUUUACUCUGGAAAAGGAGGAUUAUGUGUUUGUUAAGGUUGAUGACAACAUUUACAUCCAUAAGAAAUUAGGAGCGAUUACUGAAACUGCCACAGAAUUUGUUCUUCGUCGUUACCAAGAUAAUAAGGAAUUUCAUUUCGACUCGGAAACUCUGACGUUAAGAUCCAUAUUAUCUCUUACUGACUCUAGCAGCUUACACUUUGAAUAUGAAAAGUCAUUGCUAACAAAAAUUCGGCACUCAGAGGGUCCAUAUGUACUGGUGAAAUAUAAUACGAAACAUCUGAUACAGUCCAUGGAAUUACUAAACACCACUUCACCAGAAACCAUAACAAAGGUACUUUAUUUGUAUGAUUUUGACACCGGAGUGUUGAGCCAGACUCGUUCGGAUUCGGGAACCACACGGUAUCACUACAAAAGAUUGCUGCACUGUCUUCCGUCACUAGAAGGACUAUUUGAGAAUGAUGGAAAACAACUAAUUGUUGAAGAUGGAAACGGAGAUAAGAUAAAAACUAUUUUCAAUGAGAAAUACCAGCUAACUACCUUUGUUGAUGGGCAAGGAAACAAAUAUGAUAUCGUAAUAAAUGAAAAUGGAACCCUCAGAAACCUCAAGUAUCCUGACGGAACGAACAAAACGUAUAGAUAUAUCCAGAAUGGUCAUAUCACGACAACACAUUCAGGUGCUACUAAACGAUAUGAGUACAACGAUAGGAAACAGCUGCUGAUGAAAGAUAUUGGUAACAAUUCUAUAACUACUUAUGCAUACGACGAGACAGGCAAUCUUAUCCGAGCUGUUAAUGAGAAUGGGGAAAUAGAGAUUGCGUACCGAGACACGAAAGUAGCAAGCAUAAAGUAUCCUGAGAAUACCAUUGAUUACCAAUACGAUGAAAAUAAACAAGUCACGAGAAUAACAACAAGUAAUGGGUAUCACGUAACAUAUAAAUACAAUGAGCAUGGACAACUACAAAAGAUUAUUGAUAAGGAAAACAAUGUUUUGCUCGAGGCAGAAUACAACUCUAUGGGAAAGAUAACUAAAAGACUAUUAGGCAACCACGCAAACACAGAGUACGAGUACGAUACCGUAACGGGAUUACUGAAAGUCUUACGGAAUUUCUACCCAAAUGGAACCCUUGCCUCAUUCUUUAAUUAUACCUAUUCAACUAGAAUGCGGAGAAUUGCUGUUGACACGCUUGAGGGAACAUGGAAAUUCAAAUACGACCGUGCAGGGCAAGUUAUUUCAAUGACUGAUCCCAAAGGAAAUGUAACCGAAUAUGAGUAUGACAACGCUAAGAACAGAAAGAUCAUAUCCAUUAAUGGGGUUGAUGCCCAAAGUACCAUCAAUGAAAUGAACCAGUAUAUUAAGUAUCGCGACAUGGUCUUUAAAUACGACAAAAAUGGCAAUUUGGUACAGAGAAACGGGUCCAUCCAGGAAAAGUUUGUUUUUGAUGAAGAAAACAGAAUAGUGGCCUAUAAGUCAAACACGGAUCAAUGUGAUUUUAAAUACGAUGCUUUAGGAAACCUCUACAUGAAGACAUGUAACGGACGAUCAGCAAGAUUUGUAAUCAACCCUGCUGGAAAUUACGACAUGGAUAUUUUGGAGCAGAUAAACACAAGAGCUGGAAAAGAAACUUCAAUCUACUAUUACCACGGAGGUGUUCAGAUAGGUCUGGUUGCUGCGAGGCACGACGAUCACACCUUAAACUAUUUUAUGUACGAUCCGUUAGGGUCUGUAACUAACAAAUUAGAUGAAUCAGGAAACUUGGCUAGUAUAUUCAUAAUCAGCGAAAUCCUUAUUGGUGAAUUUUUUCAGCUACAGAAAAUUUAUACUAAUGAGAAGGUGACCGUGAAAAGACCACUUGAUAGAGAAGUACGCGAAAUUGUGAUGGUAUUACACAAUGGGUUCGAUCUAUGGAUCCCGAAUGGACAUAUCUGGACAACAGUUAUGGAAGAGCGCGCAUUUAUACCGAAAAGCCCAUAG